Molecule: messenger RNA, 1401 nt
Organism: Symbiodinium necroappetens
Lineage: Eukaryota; Dinophyceae; Suessiales; Symbiodiniaceae
Source: the annotation of a GenBank genome assembly
GAGCGCCGCGAGAUGCAGGGGUGGCUUGUCAAGCUCGCCUUCCUGCUGACGUUCGGCACCGUCGCCGCCACCGCUUUUGUGCAAAGCAGGCCGGGGACAUCUUCCGAGCCAAGUGUGCGCUCGAAGAGUUUGGGUGACGCUCCACAGCCACUGCCGGAAGACACGCCUUUUCGCUGGCUGUCGUCGGCAUCUUCGCACGCCUUGACGGCUGGAGCCGUCCUGGGCCUUGUCCUGGCUUUGGCGCAGGCACCAGCAGUCCGAGCCGAAGACAGGUACGCCGACGUGGAGUCUCAGGUGGUGCUGGCUGCGAGCCCGAGCCCAGCCAAGGAGAAGGCAAAGAAGGAGCUGCUGGCAGAUGCGAAGAAGGUGGACGAGUUCACUAAGACGAAGGUGCGCACCACCAAGGAUGAUCUCCUCAAGUACACAGAGGGCUCCACGAUGGAUGCUCUUGGCACUGAGUUCAACGAUGUGAGGCCGGCCCGGUCGAAGGUGCGCAAGAGCCUGCAGAAGGAGUCCGGUGGCUUCAAGCUGGCGGGCCUGCCGGACCUGCCUUCCUUUGGGCUCCCUUCCCUGCCGAGUGCUCCGGGCGUCGCUGCCCCGGAGCUCAGCGGCGACGCGGGCGUCGGCAUCGCCUCAGGAGCAGCGGUGGCACUGGCUCUGCCGGCCCUGGGAGUAGCGGGAGUGGUGAACAGCCGGAUUUCCGAGAAGCAGCGGGAAGAUGCCGAGAGGAGGGCUCGGGAGGCGAACGCCCUCCCCGUCGGCCCGAUCCUGACGGUAGCGGGCGUCGGAGCGGCCGCGCUGGUCGCAGGUUCCGUGAUCUCCUCGAUCGGAGACUCUUUCGGCAGUGAGAAGGUGGUCCAGGAGGUCGUGACCACGACCGCCCCCGCCAAGGCCAGAAGAGACCAUGCCUCAGCAGACAAGGAAGCGGCAGAUAAGGCAGCGGCAGACAAGGCCGCAGCUGACAAGGCGGCAGCGGAGAAGGCGGCGGCAGACAAGGCCGCAGCUGACAAGGCAGAAGCGGAGAAGAAGGCGGCGGCAGACAAGGCCGCAGCUGACAAGGCAGCGGCUGACAAGGCAGCGGCAGACAAGGCCGCAGCUGACAAGGCGGCAGCGGAGAAGGCGGCGGCAGACAAGGCCGCAGCUGACAAGGCGGAAGCGGAGAAGAAGGCGGCGGCAGACAAGGCCGCAGCUGACAAGGCAGCGGCAGACAAGGCUGCGGCUGACAAGGCUGCAGCUGACAAGGCGGCAGCAGAGGCGAAGGCAAAGGCGGACAAGGCAGCAGCUGACAAGGCGGCAGCACCGAAGGCAGCUGCGGAACCUGCCGCUCCUGAACCGGAGGUUGCCCAAUCCAAGAAAGUCUCACGGAAGGGUUACUUCAAUUACAUGAGGGACAAGAAAUGA